AUACAGGCUAGAAGCGCGUUCGUUGUCACGCGUGUUUUGACUGCUCACGCGCCACAGACACGGAGCGCACUACUGACCUACAUCCUCGCUCCCGCAAAAUCAGACACGACAACAGGCGGCGGCGCGCGGAACACGCGAUAGCGGCCGGCCACGCGGAGAUAAGGGUUAAAAUGUAUGAGGUUAUACAACGUUAAUGACAGCGCAGAGUCUUCCUCUGGAGCCAUUACCAGCUGCUAAACGCAUCCAUCUACAGCAGACGCGCAGACCGGCGGGCGCGCGCGCGCGGCGGCGCACCGACGCGCCUGCAACAGUGUCCAAGCGCCACCUUCAGUAUCCAACCCACGGAAGGAAAACACGCGAAUCCUCGCAUUGUCUGCUUGUUUUUGGUUUGUUUUUUUUUUGUUUUUUUCUCCAGACACAUCUGUAAAAGACCGAGUGUCUGCGUGAAGCACGGUCUUUUUCUCCGAGGUGUUUUUCCUCACGUUCAAACGGGGAAACAGACUUUGGCUUCUGUGCGCCUCGGCGCGAGGCGUUCAUCUCGAGCGCGCGCGGCGCUAACUGUGUGUUUAAUAUGCCUGUCUCGCCCGGCGCGUCGCCCCAGACGCCGUGUACCACGAAUCCCCACCUCCACUCCAACGAGCGUUAGGGAGGGAGGAAUAAAAGGGUUAAGGGGAGUCUUGGAUGCAGGCUGCUGGGCGGAGUGCGAGCGACGUGAUUGGACGACGGGGUGUGACGCAGGGGACAUGAAAAAGCUGAUAACUAGUUAAGAAGGCAGUUUGUAACUCUGGAAAAAGAGUGCAGAGCUUGAGACGCACGUUGCGCAGGCAGACGUGGACGAACCGGCGCGCGCACACCAGAGACCUGAGCCGCACUGGCAGCGUGGGCUGUUAGACACCGCAGCGUCCGGACGCCAAGUGACUGGAAACACGGCACCAUGGUGCAGCACACGGACACCAGCGAGACGGACGGGAGCCUUUCCAGGGAGGCCACCGAUUCGGAGGAGAGUGAAUUUAUGGCGUGCAGCCCGGUGGCGAUCAACCCGGACUGGUGCAAGACGGCCACCGGGCACAUCAAGAGACCCAUGAACGCGUUCAUGGUGUGGUCCAAGAUCGAGCGGAGAAAGAUCAUGGAGCAGUCGCCGGACAUGCACAACGCGGAGAUCUCCAAGCGCCUCGGGAAGCGGUGGAAGAUGCUGAAGGACAGCGAGAAGAUCCCGUUCAUCAGAGAAGCCGAGCGGCUGCGGCUCAAACACAUGGCAGACUACCCCGACUACAAGUACCGACCCAAGAAAAAGCCCAAGCUCGACAGCUCCAAGUCGUCGGCGCCGUCUCCGGAGAAGUGCGGUAAAAUCACAAAGACUCCCAGCAAGAAAUGCUCAAAGAUAAAGACUAAGAGCGGCUCCAAGUCCUCUCAGGGCUACGGCGAGGACUGCGUGUUUCCCAGCCUAAAAGUUACAAAGACUGUGAAAAGUGAGCUCACCGACGAGGACGACGACGACGAGUACGAGGAAGACUACCGGAUGGGGAUUAAGGCGGCGGGCGAGGAGCGCCUGAGGCCGUACAACGUCGCCAAAGUUCCCGCGAGCCCAACUUUGAGCUCCUCGGCCGAGUCGGAGGGCGCGAGCAUGUACGAAGAAGUGAGGAACAACAACAGGCUGUUUUACAAUAUCAAAAACAUUACGAAGCAGAGCACAUUGCACGCGGCUGCCAUCUCACCAGCAUCAUCCAGGUCGGUGUCCACAUCCUCCUCCUCCUCCUCCUCCUCCUCCUCCUCCUCCAGCAGCGGCUCCUCUUCCGGCGAGGACGCGGACGAUUUGCUUUUUGACUUUAGUUUGAAUUUCGCCCCCAGCGCCCAGGGCUCGGAGCUGGGGAACCCCAAUUCAGGGAACCUGUCGCUGUCGCUUGUGGAUAAGGACCUGGACUCGUUCAGCGAGGGCAGCCUGGGCUCUCACUUUGAAUUCCCAGACUAUUGCACGCCAGAACUCAGCGAGAUGAUCGCCGGGGACUGGCUGGAGGCGAACUUUUCCGACCUGGUGUUCACAUACUGAAAUGAGAAAUUCACAAAAGAAAAGCAGAAACGCGGUUCUCUAGUAAUAACAGAGAAGGGAGAGUUGAAAUUACAUGUGUCCUGGUCAAGUUGUCCCCAGCCCUGCCUCCUGUGGGUUUUUGUGAAGGGUCCUAGGGGGAGGUGGAGGACCAGGAGGCGAGGUGAGGUUUGAGGAAUGAGAUGCUUAUGAAGCUGGUAGCAAAAAAAAGCAAAGUCUGCAGACGUUUUUUUCUGGCAGCAUGACAGGGUUUUAUGGAUUUUUUCCCCCCCAUAGGUCUGCAUUUACUGUUCAGCUUAAACGGACCACAAAAGGGAAAAAUACGUGAACUUCUAUGCAUCUUAUCCUCUUCAAAUUUAAAAAAAAAAACUGCAGGGAGCUGAAAACGGACUGUGGACUGACUCAAAGCAAAUCUGUGAACUGACAAGUUGUUCAGGAUUUUACUUUACAACGGUUUAUGUAAUUUCUAAAUGCCGCAAAUGUUUGUUUUUUGUAACUGAUUCCGUUUACCUCCUGGUUUGGAAAAUUACGCAGCCUAAACCUCUGCCGACUACAGGUGUGGAGGAAACAUUUUGAUACAUAACAGACCUCAUCUUUUUAAAAGAAAAGUAAGAUAUUUUCAGGCAUAUUUUUGUACAGUUCAAAGGGAAUGUUCUUACUGUGCUUUCAGUGAGUUUCAGGCACUUCUUCCCUUUAUCAUUUGUUUUUAGCAUGCAAGGGAGUCCUGGUUUUAAGGAUUAAGUUAAAUUAAGACUUGCAUCAAAAAUGCCUUGUGAUUUUAAACUAGGUUUUGUACAGUUGUAGAGCAGAUUUGUUGAGUAUUUGUAGACGAUACAAUGGCAUCAUGGGGAACACAUACCUCAGAGCUGGAACUAGUUUCAAGAUUGUACAUGUACUGUAAUAUAGUAAAGUUAGGAGUUUAUGUAUAUCAUACUCGUGAUAUGUGGAUGGGUCCCAAUCGCAGGUGUGAAACUGGAUUUUGGUAUUUUUUAUGGCACAUACUGUUUUUCCCCCCUCUCAUUUUUUGUGCAAUAUAUACUCUUGAGAUACAGACCAUCAACAAUUGUAGCAAGUGAUGGAAAACAGACUUGUGCACUGUCAACAUCAUUUCAUGUUAUGAUGCUGAAGCCUGUCCAGGCAGAAAAAAACAAAAUAAUAAACAAAUCAGCUGGAACUGAUGCAAAACGAUAAAAUAUGGCCUCAUUGUGUGAUACGUACAAUAGGAGAAAGAUACAAUUUGAAUGUUAUUGGACACACGUGAUUGGGUAAUAUCUGACAACAAAACGGUUCGAGUCUGACUGGGAAUUAGGGACGACAGAGUUCUGCAGAGGGACACAGUCUGAUGCAGCGGUGGUCUGGCAUUAAGUCAACAAACAAGCAAAAAAGAACAUUCCAUAGUCCUGUUUCAUAAAAUGAAACUUUAUUUUAAAACUGAAGACUGCCUUCUUUUUUUAAGACAUUAACCAUAAACCUGUAUUUUUUAUUUCUUGCACUUAAAAAGCAGAUCUUGUUUAUUUUUAUGUGGGUCUUACAUAUGAAGUCUGUUUGAUAAAAGGGUUUUUUGGAAUAUGACCUAAUUAUAUGCCCAGACGUUUUUGUUGAGGUUCUAGGCAGUAGUUACUUCACAUUCCAAGUGUGAAUCUGUCUUUGACUCAUCUUUUAAUAAAUAAGUACAUACCACCA
This is a messenger RNA of Betta splendens (Siamese fighting fish), 3727 nucleotides long. RefSeq names its product SRY-box transcription factor 11a (gene sox11a). The transcript has a single exon. Gene Ontology annotation, molecular function: DNA-binding transcription activator activity, RNA polymerase II-specific; RNA polymerase II cis-regulatory region sequence-specific DNA binding. Gene Ontology annotation, biological process: positive regulation of transcription by RNA polymerase II; negative regulation of transcription by RNA polymerase II; anatomical structure morphogenesis. NCBI's taxonomy places the organism in Eukaryota, Metazoa, Chordata, Actinopteri, Anabantiformes, Osphronemidae. The record is from RefSeq and is a predicted model, not a curated record. The coding region runs from base 935 to 2047 and encodes 370 amino acids.